Molecule: messenger RNA, 900 nt
Organism: Diutina rugosa
Lineage: Eukaryota; Fungi; Ascomycota; Pichiomycetes; Serinales; Debaryomycetaceae
Gene: ADE1
Product: phosphoribosylaminoimidazolesuccinocarboxamide synthase
Exons: 1
Coding region: 1-900 (299 amino acids)
Biological process (GO): 'de novo' IMP biosynthetic process
Cellular component (GO): cytoplasm
Molecular function (GO): phosphoribosylaminoimidazolesuccinocarboxamide synthase activity
Source: RefSeq, a predicted model, not a curated record
AUGCUGAUCACCACCACCGAUUUGAAAGGCGCCCUCCCUCUCGUCGCCAGAGGCAAGGUCCGUGACCUCUACCAAGUCGACGACAACACCCUCUUGUUUGUGGCCACCGAUCGCAUCCUGGCCUACGAUAUCAUCAUGACCAACGGCAUCCCCAACAAGGGCAAGAUCUUGACUCAAUUGCUGGAGUUCUGGUUCGAUUUCCUCAAGUUUCCCAACCACUUGGUGGCGAAGUCUGACGAGGUGAUGCUGAAGCUUCCCGAGUCCGUCCAACCCUUCCGCGACCAGCUUGAAGGCCGCCUGCUUUUGGUCCGCAAAUUGAAGCUCGUGCCGUUGGAGGUUAUUGUCCGAGGCUACAUCACGGGUCUGGCGUGGAACGAGUAUCAAAAGCUGGGCACCGUCCACGGCGAAAAGGUCCCCGAGGGGAUGCUCAAGUCGCAACCGUUCCCCCACCCUAUUUUCACCCCUCUGACUAAAGCUGAGCAAGGCGAACACGAUGAGAACAUUACUAAGGCCCAGGCAGCGGAGAUUGUUGGCCAAAGCUUGUGUGACCGCUUGGAAGCCGCCGCUGUUUACUUAUACACUAAGGCCGCGGAAAGAGCCAAGGAAAACGGGAUUAUCAUUGCCGACACCAAGUUUGAGUUUGGUCUCGACGAAAACGACGACUUGGUUUUGGUGGACGAAGUGUUGACUCCGGACUCGCUGAGAUUCUGGCUGGGCGCCACCUAUGAAAUCGGCAAGGACCAGGACUCUUACGACAAGCAAUACUUGCGCGACUGGUUGACGGCGCAGGGGCUUAAGAAUAAGGAAGACGUGGCCAUGACCGAGGAGGUCGCCCAGAAGACUAAAGAGAAGUAUGUUGAGGCCUACGAAGCCAUCACCGGCUCGAAGUGGCAAGAAUAA